Molecule: messenger RNA, 549 nt
Organism: Ostertagia ostertagi
Lineage: Eukaryota; Metazoa; Nematoda; Chromadorea; Rhabditida; Trichostrongylidae
Source: the annotation of a GenBank genome assembly
AUGAUAUUUGACAUCAAUCGAUUUCACUUUUUCGUACUCUUGACGUGGCAGUUCGCAAUCUUUUUUGCCUCACAGCAGAUAUUUCCGAUUUUCUCCAAUUAUGUACCGGAAUGGCAAUGCGAUGAUGGACCAGUUUCGAAGAACUGCACCAUCUACACGACGUGUAACGGAACGUUGAGAUAUCCAAACUCACAGUUCCAUUCAGCUGCAUUGGAAUAUGGCUGGAUAUGUGGCAGCACGGCCUAUUUGGCCUCGUUAUUCUCUCAAGGUCCAAUUCGCUGGUGUUCUUUGUGGUACGUUCUCCUUCGGCGCUCUUUCGGACGUCUUUGGUCGAAAGCCGGUCGCAUUUUCGCAAUGACCAUGGGUAUAGUAACGAACUUCGUCACAGGUCUUGCUCCAACAUGGCAAAUUCUCAUGGCGAUCCGAUUCUUUGUGGGACUUUCUGUUGGCGGCACGUUGGUCGUUGUUUGUACGUUCGUAAUGGAAAUGCUCCUGCACAUCAGCGGAUGGCUCUCAGAGCAUUCUUCAAUUGGGGUGUUGCCCGACUGA